Linderina pennispora is the source of this 1344-nucleotide messenger RNA. RefSeq names its product zf-DHHC-domain-containing protein. The transcript is spliced from 2 exons. Gene Ontology annotation, molecular function: palmitoyltransferase activity. Bases 1 to 1344 code for a protein of 447 amino acids. Lineage: Eukaryota; Fungi; Kickxellomycota; Kickxellomycetes; Kickxellales; Kickxellaceae. The record is from RefSeq and is a predicted model, not a curated record.
AUGCGUGCGGAGGAUUCCUGUGCGGGAGACGAGUGGGGGCGAGCCAAGCCGACUUCGCGGGAGCACCGAUCUCAACGGCCCAUCCAGUCUUGUGAUGGGCUUUGCACUUCAAUUCAAUGUCCGCUAGACGAGCAAGGCGUGUACGCGGAAUUCGACGUUGGGAAGCUGUACGUCUACGGCGUGUCGCUGCUGAUCGGGUUCAUCGGCUACUCGAGCCAGAUAUUUGUGUUCUGGAACUACCUGGGCGGCUUUUCGCCCAAGACCGUGGCCGUACUGGGCAUAUUCAACAUUUUGCUCCACCUGCUCUUCUACAACUACUAUCUGGCAGUGUCUGUUCCGCCGGGCCACGUUCCAAUCGGCUGGGAGCCGCCGCGCGACGGCGCCAACGUCUACGAGCUGAAGCGCGACACGCUGAAGCCGCGGUAUUGUCGGAUCUGCAAGGGAUACAAACCGCCGCGCACGCACCACUGCUCGGACUGCGAUAGAUGUGUACUGAAAAUGGACCACCACUGCCCGUGGACCAACAACUGCGUCGGGUUCUACAACCAGCCGCAUUUUUUGCGGUUCGUGUAUACGGUUGACGUCACCUGUGCUAUGGCCUUGGCGAUCCACACGCUGCGCAUGUACGAGCUGGUGCUCGACUCGAUGAACGGCACGUACUAUGUGCGGCAGCCGACGCAGACCGAGGUGGCAUUCCUGAUCAUCAACAUGACGCUGCUGUUCUUUGUGCUGCUGUUUGUUGGCAUUCUGAGCGGCUACCACCUGUAUUUGGUCGGCGGCAACACAACCACGAUCGAGGCCCGUGAGAAGGAGCGCGUCGCAAAACUGGUCCAGAGCCGCAAGUGCCAGCCGACGCCAUACCCUUACAACCUGGGCAUUGUGCGCAACUUCAAGUCGGUGUUUGGCGACAGCCCCUUGCUGUGGUGGGUGCCAAAGCAACUGUCAGGCACUGGCCUAGACUUUGCCAUCCGCGACGGCCUGAAGCCGCCUGUUUACUGGCCACCACCAGGAUACAACCGUGAGGUCGGUGAUCCGCUCAAGGUCAAGCAGGGCUGCGAUUCGUCGCGGACCGUGUUCCAGAACGACGGCGUCAAGGUGAUUUCUGAAAUUGACGACGACGGCGAGAUGGUGAUUCGCCAGUACAACAGGACGCAGGAUCCGGCCGCGCUGGAGUGUGGUGGUGAGGUCGGCAACAACAAACAGAACGGAGGCAUGCUGACCGGCUUCUUCGACAGCGGUCGUGACGACAAGAGCGAGGGCGAGGAUCCUGGAUCUUUUGAUGAGAGCUCGGACAGCGACGACGACAUGGAGAACCUUCCCCAACAGCGUCAAGAACAUCUAUGA